GACAGGGCGUGUCCCAUGCUGACCCCAGCCCUGCCCAGGCCGGACAGUGCCGUGCCCGGGGAUGUCCUGGUGCUGACCAAACCCUUGGGGACACACAUGGCUGUCACCGCACACCAGUGGCUGGACAUCCCCGAGCGCUGGAACAAGAUCAAGCUGGUGGUGACGAGGGAGGAGGUGGAGUUGGCCUAUCAGGAGGCUGUGUCCAGCAUGGCCACGCUCAACCGCACCGCGGCAGGGCUGAUGCGGGCGUUUGGGGCGCACGCGGCCACCGACGUGACGGGGUUUGGGGUGCUGGGCCACGCCCGCGCGCUGGCGGCGCAGCAGCGUCUCGACGUGGCCUUCGUCAUCCACAACCUGCCCGUCAUUGCCAAGAUGGCCGCCGUCAGCAAGGCCUGCGGGGGCCGUGGGGGGCUGCUGCAGGGCACCGCCCCCGAGACCUCAGGAGGGCUGCUGGUGGUGCUGCCCCGGGCCCAAGCUGCACGGUUCUGCGCUGAGCUGAAGGCACCGGGCCGCGCUGAGGGGCUGCAGGCCUGGAUCGUGGGGGUGGUGGAGAAGGGGCCCCGCGGCGCCCGCGUCAUUGACAAACCCCGGCUGAUCGAGGUGCCCCCCCGCGGGGCCCCCCCACACCCUGACAGCCCCGGGAGCCCCCCCCCGGAGCCACCCCGAGCGCCCUUCUAGGGGGGUAGCCCCCAAAACAUCCCAGAAUUGGGGUAAAUCCUAGCCCUGACACAGCUCCAGGAGAGAGAACCCCAAAGAAAACUCCCAAGUUAU
Messenger RNA from Cyanistes caeruleus (blue tit), 771 nucleotides. The record is from RefSeq and is a predicted model, not a curated record. NCBI's taxonomy places the organism in Eukaryota, Metazoa, Chordata, Aves, Passeriformes, Paridae.